GGAGGGAGGGAGGGUAUGAUGGUAAAUCAAGCACCCGUAUUUUUUUGGAGAUAAUAAGAAAAUAAAAGAGAAUGGCUGUGGCUCCUGGCUCGUACGUAUGAACAGGGCUGAGACGCAGUAAUGGAGCUCGCAUUGCGAACUCUGCCACUCACUUCGUUUUAUAGCACAAGGGACUCCAAUCCUAAAGAUCAUUGUUCACUUGAGAAAAAUCCUCAUUUUGCAUCUUAUGUGAAGUCAAAACAACCAAGGGGAAAAAGAUCAGUAAUAUUGUCUGCUUUACCAGAAACAGUUGGCUCAAUUGCAGUCGCUGCCACAGUCGUGGGUGCAGCAGCUACUCUUCUUGUAAAGAGAACCAAAGCUUCUAAAGAAACUGAGGUCCCCUUGAAAACUUGUGAAGAAUGUGGUGGUUCUGGUAUUUGUUCUGAGUGCAAAGGGGAAGGAUUUGUUCUUAAGAAAUUAACAGACGAAAAUGCUGCUAGAGCAAGAAUGACUGCAAAGAAUAUGGCCACUAGAUACACAGCAGGGCUUCCAAAGAAAUGGAGCUACUGUACAAAAUGCUCGUCUGCUCGUUCCUGUAGUUCAUGUGGUGGCAGUGGAAAGCUGAGCUACUAGCAUUGUUCGAAAUCGCUUUGGUGCUAAGAUAGAUGCCGUUGCCUCUAUAAGACCAUACAACCAGGUUCCAGCCUGGAAGAUUGAGAGUGAAUUAAAUCUUCAUUUUGUACAUCUCUACAUAUAGUUUUGUAUUAAGCCUAGUGGUUAAUGAAAACUGUGCCCCUCUUUGCAGCUUAAGUUUUUCUGCUAUUAGUUCUUGAACAUCUUCCUAGACUUGGUUUACUAUUCUUUGAGAGUAGAUAUAAAGAGAUAACUUGAAUUUUCAA
Molecule: messenger RNA, 878 nt
Organism: Diospyros lotus (date-plum)
Lineage: Eukaryota; Viridiplantae; Streptophyta; Magnoliopsida; Ericales; Ebenaceae
Exons: 4
Coding region: 121-612 (163 amino acids)
Source: RefSeq, a predicted model, not a curated record